AUGAAAUUCACACAAAUUGACAUUGAUCGCUAUUUCGAUCGCAUUCAUCUACCCUUGAACAUAAGGCAGAAAUUCGAGCAUUCUGCAGGCGGAACCGAUCCUGAAUGUCAGCUUCAAGCAUUAACAUCGCUGCUGCAUUACCACCUCGGCGCUAUACCGUAUGAAAACAGCUCGCUACAUUAUAGUCGUCAUCAGGCGAUUGAACUGACUGUGGCAUCGAUUUAUGAGAAAAUUGUGCAUCGUGGACACGGUGGUGUCUGCACCCAAGUCAACACCUUGUUUUCUGAAUUAUUGAUUGCGCUGGGUUAUAAGCUUUACACGACCGCAGCGCGAGUUAACCGGGCUGCAAGUGCGGCAGCAGUGAACAACAACUCAGCAAAAACUCGGUUUGGUACUUUGUCACAUAUGCUGAUAAUCGUCGACAUCAAUGGCCAAGAGUAUUUGGUAGACGCCGCCUUUGGGCCUCAUGCCCCAACCGUCCCCGUGCCCAUGAAGGAAGGCCUCGAAUUCACCGAUAUGGGGUCACGGAGAGGCCGGCUCAUUUCUGCCCCUCUAGAUCAACAUAGGGCGCAGCAUCUGAAACACUGGCGCCUUCAGUUUAGAUGGAAAGAAGAAUCGAUAUGGAUGGACUCGUACGCUUUUUCCGAAAUUGAGUUUACAAGCAACGACUACCACGCGUUGGAGCGCCAAGCCAAGACAGACCGGCGUAUGUGGUUUAUGACUCGUGUCAUGGCUUUUCGGCAUUUGCUUGAUAAAGAAAGUGCUGCUCCGAUUGGUUUCAUCAUGUUGUGGGAAAAUGAGCUGAGACGGAAAGUGCAUGGUCAUUACGAGACUCUGGAUCUUCAUUCCGAGGAAGAGCGGAUCUCUGUUCUGGAAAAUCUUUUUGGGGUUUUCCUUGACGACGAUGAGAAGGCGGAGAUUAUCGGUACGGUGUCUUACAUCAAGCCGAAACCGCGCACAUCGUGCACGGUGUUGAGGAGAUCAUCCGGGAAUGACGUUGAGAAUACGGAGAUUAAGAGCAGGCUGUAA
This is a messenger RNA of Talaromyces proteolyticus, 1029 nucleotides long. RefSeq names its product arylamine N-acetyltransferase 2. The record is from RefSeq and is a predicted model, not a curated record. Lineage: Eukaryota; Fungi; Ascomycota; Eurotiomycetes; Eurotiales; Trichocomaceae. The coding region runs from base 1 to 1029 and encodes 342 amino acids. The transcript is spliced from 2 exons. Gene Ontology annotation, molecular function: acetyltransferase activity.